AUGCAAGCGUCAACACACUUGUGGAAAGAGCCCAGGUCGCCUGUACAUGGAGACCUACUUGUACGGGCAAUACGUCAGAGCGAGCACCAACUCGUAUCAGUUCUCCUCGAAUACGACCCUGACGUGCAUUCCCUCAUUAGCAACGAGUCUCCAAUCGAGGCAGCUUGUAGUACUGCCGACUUAAUCACUUUCCGGGCUGUGCUACAGCAUGUCGACAAAGACCGCAUCAAUGAAGUCAGCCUUCAAAGACGGCCGCUCAUACACCAUGUGGUCUUCGACAGCAACUUCUAUAAGGUGGAGAAGACCAAGGACUUGCUUCUCCACGGCGCAGACCCAAAUGCAACGUUUGCCACACGGGACAAAGAGUCGAUCAUCUCUCUAGUGGCCGGGAGGGGGCAGUUCGGCAUAGUUGAUCUCCUGGUGGAGUUCGGGGGCGACAUCUAUAAUGCGGAACAUAAUGGCUUCACGGUGGCCACCGCAGCCGCCACUUACGGAAAUGUCCAGCUACUGAAAAGGCUGCGAAGCGGAGAGGCCCCGGAGGGUUACUUCGCCAAGACCUUCAGCAUGUUCUUUUACGACAAGCUCAACAGGCAGUGGCGUCCCGGGAAAGGAUGUACCCUCUUACACAGCGCCGCCGCGGGCUCUCUUGGAUACACAACCCAGUAUUUGCUGGACGAAGACCUUGGGCUUAGCGUGAAUGCCAUUUCCGAGCACCGCGUGACUCCGCUUCAUGUGGCCACACAGCGCGGCAACAUCGAAGCCGUCAUGGCUCUUAUUGAGCGCGGCGCGAACGUCAAUAUGCGCGACGCCAGGGGCUGGCUUCCACUGGACUGUGCAUUCGACGUCCGGGACCGCGAGAUAGCCCGGGUCCUCAUUGAAGAAGGAUCCGAGAAGACCUCGAUCGUUCAGUGGCUGAGCCUCCAAAGGACUGUACUAGAAGAUCUCAACAAGGCUUCUGGUCAGCGACAGAGGACUUUCCACACGGCUUUUGACUUGGAAGCCGCUAUCAAGACCGGAAACUUGAACGAGUGCAAGGCAAUAAUCGUCGACGAGGGCUGCUCUAUUGACGCCAUUCUGCCAUCUUGUCAGGGCUGUCCACCGCUGUUCAGCUCGGUCCGGGCUAACAGGCCGGAAAUUGUCUCGUGGCUAAUAUCCAUGGGUGCAAACCCAGACAACGUCCUGUGCUGGGGGCAUCGCGAAUUGUUUUGUGGUCUGGCGCCGCUGGCCACCCAUUACCUGACUUCAACGAAGUGCUUAGAGCAACUGCUCACCUACGUCCUUCUCCGUAGAAUUGACGUAUUCAACCAGCCACACAACCCUCUUCAUGUGGCUGCGCAAAAUGGGAACACCUCCUUCCUGUUGACCAUCAUCGCCCAUAUUCGUAGUUAUGAAAAGGAAUACCGGUUCGUCAGCCCCUGGCACAUCCCCUCACUCUUGUCACUUGUCACUUGUCUCUAA
Phaeoacremonium minimum UCRPA7 is the source of this 1458-nucleotide messenger RNA. RefSeq lists its product as hypothetical. The coding region runs from base 1 to 1458 and encodes 485 amino acids. The record is from RefSeq and is a predicted model, not a curated record. The transcript has a single exon. Gene Ontology annotation, cellular component: ciliary inversin compartment. NCBI's taxonomy places the organism in Eukaryota, Fungi, Ascomycota, Sordariomycetes, Togniniales, Togniniaceae. Gene Ontology annotation, molecular function: protein binding. Gene Ontology annotation, biological process: protein localization to ciliary inversin compartment.